CCAAAGACAUCAAUGCAGCAUUCUCCGGGGUCAUCACUGUUCAGGUGAUAUACCUGGCGGCUUGGUCGCACCAUGUCUGAAGAGUCUAAGGCAUCGGGAGAGCCUGAGACGAUGCACAAUGACAACGCACACCACGAGCACCGGUCGAAGCGAUUUCGAUUCAAGUCGGCCAGGGACGAUGAAUCUGGUGACGAUGGUGAUCUGAGAAGACACAAGCGUAGGAGCCCGCACGAUUCAUCACACAGAAGCCGAAAGCGCCAUCGGUCUUCCAGGCACAGACCUGAUUCACCACCUUCCCACCAUCAGUCGUCGUCCAACUUGCCUUCCGAUCAAGCAUUUCGCGAGUCACUUUUUGAUGCUCUUGGAGACGAUGAGGGUGCGGCCUUUUGGGAAGGAGUCUAUGGACAGCCUAUCCACAAUUACCGUAAUACCUACGAAGACGAAGAAACAGGCGAGCUGGAGCGCAUGACUGAUGAAGAAUAUGCGCAGUUUGUUCGGAGAAAGAUGUGGGAGAAGAGCUGGGAAGGCAUAGAAGCGGCCAAGCAAGAGAACAGACGACAACGAGAACAAGAAAAGCAAAAGAUACGUGAAGAAGAGGCUAGGCAGCGGACACAUCAACAAUCGCCCCAUCAUGAUUUUGCUUUCGACUCCCAAAUCGAAGCAAGCCUCCGGCGCGGCCAGAAACGGAAAGAUCAAAAGCGAUGGCAAGCUUUGUGGCAGGACUAUUUAAAAAGAUGGGAUGAGAUGCACUCAUUAGCACAGAAUCGCCCAACAUCAGAGGAUGAUGCUGAGCAAAUGUUUCUUCGCAAUAAAAUUGCAUGGCCCGUGGAGUCUGGCAAACGCAAAGAUGUAAAUGGAGAUGAAGUGGAGCGGUUCAUCAAGAAAGGGACAGCAAACCUUGAUCCAGACGAAGUGACAGAAGACCUCUUCACCAAUGCCAUCAAGGUCGAACGAGUACGAUGGCAUCCUGAUAAAAUCCAGCAGCGCUACGGAUUUAUGUCAAUUGACGAGAGCACGCUGAAAGCCGUCACCGCCGUUUUUCAAAUCAUCGACACUAUCUGGAACAGGAUCCGAAAUAAGGCACCAUGAUAUGCAAAGGGUGGCCUCCUAGCAUAGGCGUGCCCACCAAAGGCAACCUAUCCGGAGGGCGUCAGAUUCUCUAUUCUACUUGCAGAAUCCUUUGCUGAAAGUCACUAGGUCUAUACAUUUAGUGGUUCCACGCCACCGGUCCAUUCUUCAAUGAUGUCGUCUGGAAUAUCUCUCACAAGCACAUGCACAUGCUCCAUGCCCGGGACAGAUUGCAAGGCUGUCCAGUUCUUGAACCAGACGACUUUCUCGGCUGGACCUGGUAGAUCAUUCACUCGAUCAACAAACCUGGUUUGUAUGAAGUCCUCCACCUGCUGUCUAGAUUUUGGCGUCAUGUCACCACGGGUGGAUUCAGACUCUAGCCUGACCUUCAGCCAGACGAUAAUGUGUCGAAUGCCCUUAGCUAGACCAUAUGGCCAGUCGUUGACCAGGAUCUUGUAAUCUGCUUCAUGAGCAAAUGGGAUGGGACUCUCGAUGGCAAAUAAUGGGCCAGUCUGAGCAGUCGACGAAGGUAACGGCGCCCAUUUGAGCCUCUCCCUCAUUAUGAAGUUUGGGAUUGUGCCAUAAGCUGCCUUGGUCUCAGCAGACCACUUGAUGUACCGUCUCAGAUCUGAAGGCCAUCUUUUGAAGAGGCUUAGAUUAUUUUCAGCUAAGUUCAGUUAGACGUGAUGGCGUCCUCGUAGAGUAUGAAAAAGAUAUUAUGC
Messenger RNA from Exophiala oligosperma, 1790 nucleotides. RefSeq lists its product as uncharacterized. The transcript has a single exon. Lineage: Eukaryota; Fungi; Ascomycota; Eurotiomycetes; Chaetothyriales; Herpotrichiellaceae. The record is from RefSeq and is a predicted model, not a curated record. The coding region runs from base 73 to 1089 and encodes 338 amino acids. Gene Ontology annotation, biological process: canonical NF-kappaB signal transduction.